This is a messenger RNA of Alternaria arborescens, 369 nucleotides long. RefSeq lists its product as hypothetical. The record is from RefSeq and is a predicted model, not a curated record. NCBI's taxonomy places the organism in Eukaryota, Fungi, Ascomycota, Dothideomycetes, Pleosporales, Pleosporaceae. Bases 1 to 369 code for a protein of 122 amino acids. The transcript has a single exon.
AUGUUCAUCGCUAGUAUUCUAGUCUGGGCACACAACAGCGCGGAAGCCGGUCUAGCUAUCCGCAGCUCGUUCACGCUACUUGUGCUUGAUUCAAUUAAUCGUGCAGAUAUCACCCGCAUGUCCGAGCCAUCACUGGAGCAUGCAUCGCAGUUGUCGCCCGCUGCCACAUCAGAACCGACCCUUUGUGUUACACGAGAAGCAUCGGGUGUAAUGGAAGCGGGUCGCGCGGCUCCUACUGGUCAAAAAAGGAUGGUCGCCUUGCAGGUCAACGAUCAACCCAAGCACGCCUUCUGCAACCUUGACGCGAAUCGUACUGCCCCCGCAUGCUACACUCCCCUCGACCUGUGGUCUACGUGCAACGGAUGUUGA